Iphiclides podalirius (scarce swallowtail) is the source of this 2160-nucleotide messenger RNA. The record is from the annotation of a GenBank genome assembly. NCBI's taxonomy places the organism in Eukaryota, Metazoa, Arthropoda, Insecta, Lepidoptera, Papilionidae.
AUGAUUAAUUUACGAGAGGAACAACUGAAUCAGUUGAAAAACAAAUUGAAUGAAAUUGAGCAGUCACUUGCGGAUAGAGAGACGCAUAUAUUAUCCGCUGACUUGAGGCAAGAAUAUGAACGUCAGUUGCAAAAUAUUCGCACUUUACGUGGUCUCUAUGAAGAAAGAGCAAGGUUAGCCGAAGUCUCCAGGCAAGCUCUGACAAGAGAACUCCAAGAACAAAAAGAAAUAAAUGAAGUCGAAAUGAAAAAAAACAGUGACUUAAGUACCAAAGUGGAAGAACUGGAGACCACAGUUAGUGCAUUGGAAGAUAGGAUUGACGAAAAAAAUAAUCUAAUCUCGACAUGCCGGAAAGAAACAUAUGACUUAAAAUCAGAAAUGGAAGUCGUUAAUAAGCUUUUCUCGCAAGUUCUUUUAGGUAACCAAGUGGACGAAACUGAAGAGUCUCAACAAUCAGAAGAAGCACAUCAAGAACAAAUAGAAAACGAAAACCAUAUUAAAAAUGAUGAAGGAGCAGAUGCUAACAAUUCAGGAAAUACUACAGCAGAAGAAAUUGUACAAAACCUUCCGAAAGUUUGGAGAGUACUUAUGGAACUCUUGAGCCAUCAAAGUGUACCAGACAGUAAUGACGAUACUAAAGUUACGACAUGUUAUAAGUCAGUUGAGACAAAGUCAGGCCCCGUUUUGGUCCCAAGUGUUAGCCAAACCUACAUAAGACUGAAGGACUUAAUUGUUGAGAAAUUGUCAUUAAUUAAAGAAGUAAAUCGAAUGAAACAAUUAAAUGGUCAUUUGGAGACACGAUUACAAGAACAAGAACGUCGACUGUGUUUAGUUACCACUGAGCUGAGCAAAACGUGGCAUGUUGUCGGCCGAUUGCGUAGACAUCAUCAUCAAUUACACACCCAUGAAAAAAUACUUAAAUAUGAACUACAACAAAAGCGAAAACUGCUCAAUGAACUGAAAGAGGAACUAGAAUAUUGUCGGGAGAAGUGGGAACAAGCUCGCGAGAAAAACACUCAGUCCGAAAAAGAUUGGAAAAAGCUGCGAGAGGAAUUUUCUAGCAGGAAGCUAAAAUCGGCAUCUACGUCUAUAAACUAUUCCGCCGAAAGCGGUUACAGCGAUGAAAGGCCAUCAGAUGAGUCUUCGGAAUCCAACGAUGAAUGUGAAUAUGCGAAGGAGACGCAAAUUAGAUGUAAGAAAAGACUCAAAAAAUCCUUUGAAACUGCUAUAGAUUCAAGCACCGAUUUUAAUUUAGUGGCAGAAAGAGAAGAUCCAGCUAGUGAUAUGUUGGAUGUAGCAGAUUUGCCACUCGAUAAUCAAGAACAGGAACCUUUAGAAAUAUCGGACACUACUAGCGAGCCCAUGAAUAAACCUACAUCGAGUAUACAGAACUUUCAAGACACUGAAAUACCUUUAAAAAAAGAUAACAAAAAUUUCAACCUUCACUUGAGUUCACAUACAGAACCAGAAAAUGGAACGGAAGGAAAUAAAGGCGCAAAAGUAUUAGAACAGCCAGACCAUUCAAAGCUAUUUCAAAAACCAUCAACGUCUGAUGACAGAGGAUAUGUUAACUCACAAAAAAUUCAAACGAAAGUUGCGGAAUUUCUGGAAAGAGACAAUUCAUUGACGUCCCAGGAAUCUGCAGUAGAUUUCAAAGCAAUUUUAGAUAGUGUCAAGAAACAGGAUGAGCAUCUUGCACUUAAAGACCAAAGACUCCAAAAUCUCGAGAACGGAUGUUCUAUCGUAAUAAAUAGUAUAACGAAUACGCUUUCCACCGGUGAUCAUAUUUCGAAUAAGCUAGACACACUUCAUGACGAAUUUGUGAAAGCAUGUAAUGUUAAUCUUCAAUCAGUUGGAUGUUCAUCGGAAAAAGCUAAAGUAGAGUCGAAAUCAACGGAAAACAAACCAGAACCAUCAGCUUCUAAUGAUAUAGAUCAUGAAGCGAUAUUUGCUGCUCGAGACAUGCGAUUGAAAAGACUGGAGGAACAAACAAAGUCAUUAGUUACCAAAGUAAAUAAAACCGCAACCAAAGGUGUCAAAAUAAAUUACAAGUUAGAAGAAUUGCAUAACAUUUACGCCUCAGAAUCUUCUCGAGCUGGGACACCGUCAGAAGAAAACGAAGAAAAUCAGGAACAAAACAGUUCUGAUAAAGAUAAUAAA